AGGGAAGGCGCGACACCUUAUCUAGGAGCGCGCCGCCCGCGGCAGCUGCCAGUCGCUCUCUGACAACCACGCCAUGUUGACCGCCAACCCACUGGUGCUGCUGCCGCUGAUGCUGGCGGCUUCGUGCUUCGCCCAGGACCAGACGCCGCAGCUGCCGCAGGGGCGAACCACCCUGGGCGAUGGCACCUGCUCCCUCCAGGCUGCUACCAUCACCUGCGUCUGCCGCCCCGGCCAAGAGGCGCUGGACCUGACGGCUCCCUUCAUGGAAGGCAGCGGUGCGGCCGAAGUUCUGCAGGUGAGCAGCUGCCCGUCGGUGACGUUCGCCUUCCCGCCGCUGCAGAAUCUGCACACGCUGCGCGUCGCGCACACCGCCAGGGCCAUGUUCCAGGAAAAGGCGUCGCCACUGCUGCGCCACCUUGCGCUCGUGAACAUCUCGGAGGUGGAGCUCCAGGGCCCCACCUUCCAGGGCGCCGCUCUGGAGACGGUGCUCCUCGACGGUGUUCGUAUCAGCGUUGUUCGCAGUGGGGCUUUCGCCGGCCUCAGCAAAAUCCAGAACGUCACAUUCAGAGACGUACGCUUCAACGCAGUACUACAGGGUGCUGUCGAACUCCAGAUGGUUGGCAACUCGGAGCUCACUAUCCUGAGAAGUGAAUUGCUGAGCGUUAUGACAUCCGGCAUCGUCGUGAAAGGCGUGACGAACUUCACAAUGCACGAGUCUAGACUGACGACAAAGGGAGACGACGGUCUGCAGUUGGACGCCGCUGGCGCCGUAUCCGUCUCGGACAGCCAGCUGCAGUCGGGGGGCGCAAUCAGGCUCGCCGUGCCGUCCGGCGCCACCUUCAGGUUCGUCAACAACGUGUGGAAGAACUCGUCCUUGCUGGAAGUGGGUCAGCAGCUCCUGCAGUCCGGCGCCGCUUUCGACGUGACGAACAACACGUUCCAGUGCGCCUGCGACCCCGCGCUCGACGCCGUGCUCCGCCUGCCCGCGGCCGCCGCGCUGCUCGACAACAACUGGUGCGACGAGAGCCUCUGCGGCCAGCCGGUGCCGAUGCGCGUACUCGCCAGCUGCCGCAGCCCGAGCGAGAAGCAGGCCGCCUGCGACGCAGCGCUCCCAGCCGCCGCCGCCACUCCCGGUACAGCCUCCGCACCGCCCUCCACCACUCACCGUACAGUGUCGACCACGCCCGCCGUCACCGUGUCGCCGAGGGCGGCCAAGCCGCUCAGCCCCGGAGCCAACAACAAGGCCACUGCCAUCGCCGUCUCCGUGACCGCGGCACUCCUCCUGACCGUGCCUGCUGCCGCGGCCCUUACUCUGUAGCCAGUGGACUAGCUCACAGGUUGCCGCGACGGACAACCGACGUCAACUCGUAGUGAUGAAGGCGCCUGCCACCCUACAUUGUGGCCAACGUCGCUCUAGCUUGCCGCUGCAGCUCAUCUGUCACAGGUGGCGAGCGGUGGUACUGUGAAGCCUGUCGACUGUGUCCACCUGGAGACAUUCUGCACUGAAGAGUAUCUCACACUCCGAUAUCAGCCCACUGGAAAAUCAAGUCUCUACUGUCAAACUGGCUAGUACCCCACGUACGUAAGUCACUCGUAGCCUCACUACAGAACUGAUUAAGUAGCCCGCCAGUUGCCGCAACAUAGAUAGCCUGGUAGCAAAUUUGAGAACAGUACCUGUGCGAAAAGACGAUGUAAACGAGAUGUUCAUCUGUUUUCCCAGGUAAUGCACCAGUCGACGGUCGCCCGCGCGAAUUACCGCAAUUACUUAAGAGAACGCCAACAGUACAGUGGUGUGCGUGUAAUAAUGCGAGUGGUCUACAUCUACAUCUACACUCCGCAAGCCAACCAACGGUGUGUGGCGGAGGGCACUUUACGUGCCACUGUCAUUACCUCCCUUUCCUGUUCCAGUCGCGUGCGGUUCGUGGUAAGAACGACUGUCGGAAAGCCUCCGUCCGCGCUCGAAUCUCUCUAAUUUUACAUCCGUGAUCUCCUCGAGAGGUAUAAGUAGGGGGAAGCAAUAUAUUCGGAGUCUCAGAAGCAGAAACAAUGGCCCAAUGAGCGCUUACCCCAAUACUGUAAAGUACUGGGCGAAGCAACUGUUCGGUUGGGACAAAGACACAGAGCACAUUGGUAGUGCUGUAAAGUAUUCUCUCUCUCUCUCUCUCUCUCUCUCUCUCUCUCUCUCUCUCUUUCUCUUUCUCUCUGGACAGAACGCUUCAUCCACAUGCCUUCUUACUUGCACACCACUGAACGCGAAGUCCUUCUGUGUAUGAACACAGAAACACGGCACAAUAUUCUGUUAAGACCUUCCUAGGCUCGAGAAAGUUUUCUGGACCCUACUACCAAGACAAUCUUACCAAGUAACGUGCUUUCCGGUUGUAAAGCGGAGAUGUUGAUUCCAUUUUAUCCACAAUAUUUCGACGACCGGCCCAAAGCCUUCUCCUUCAGCUGCCGCAAGCUGUCUUAUGCGUAAUCGCCGUACGGGUUUCAGCCAGACCAGAGUCCACGCGAAGAGUACACGUAACAAAGCUCUCAGCACCCGAAGGAGACGACUGGGUCAGUCACUGAAUUAUUUUGCAUGAAACGGAAUAAAUAGUCAGCUGUUCAUCCAAAAGCAUAUCAUUAAUCAAUCACGACAGGAACACCUAAAAGAACACACAGUCUUCCCUUCCCAUUUAUAUACAUUCUGAACCCUCAGCUCUGGUCCCGCGAAUCUUUGGAUUAAAGUACAUUCACAAGCCUGCAACCGUAACCCAAUUUGAUAAACAAAACAUUUGUUCAUCAGUUGUCCACAGGAACUAUGUCAAUAAAAAGCGUACUUUCACCACACAGAUUCGUAUGAUAUGUGGCUGGUGCUUAUGUCUCACUAAAGGGCACGAUUAUCGCAUUAGCAGUAUCGUAAUGCCAGGGUGGAAUCAACAACUGCACAUCGCUUCACAAUUUGUCAGUCGUGGCAGUAAAUUCAAAGGUGCGAUUGCACUCAUGCAACAGUCGAGAGCGCAGUGCAGUUUUCUGACACUGACACGUCAGUGGUUUUGUAAGAAAUUUCACGUUAAUGUUGCAGACUCCCAUUGACGCCGCUAGAGAUUUCGCAGAGCUGUAGUGCCAUGCUAGUGUGAUAGGGAAUGUGAGCAGCCUGCCAAUAUGCUGACUUUAACGAGUGACAAGUAUAGGACGUGUAAUUAAUUGUGAUGUGCCACAAUUCAACUUAUCUAACGACGUUGUAAAUAGUUCCGCUUGUAAAGACUGACUGAACACUGUGAAUUUUCUUACUGACACUGAAAAUCAAGAUUCCUAGUGAAGUUUCUUCAAUAAAAUUAUGCGUUACGUCUGUUGUACUUCACUGUUUUUUAUAAAUAUUCAUAAGUAUUAAUUAUUUAUAUAUGUAUGUGUCUGUACGUAAAAAUAAAUUAUCAAAUAAAAUCUUCA
Molecule: messenger RNA, 3429 nt
Organism: Schistocerca gregaria
Lineage: Eukaryota; Metazoa; Arthropoda; Insecta; Orthoptera; Acrididae
Exons: 3
Coding region: 74-1318 (414 amino acids)
Source: RefSeq, a predicted model, not a curated record